AUGGAUCACCUGACUGCGCUAUUCCAGGAGAUGUGGCGUCUAGGUGAAGUGCCGCAAGACUUCAAAGACGCAACCAUCGUGCAUCUCUACAAGCGAAAAGGGAAUCGCCAAAUCUGCGACAAUCACCGCGGCAUCUCCCUACUGAACAUCGCCGGGAAGAUCUUCGCACGAAUCCUCCUCAACCGCCUCAAUAACCAUCUCGAACAGGGCCUUCUGCCGGAAAGCCAAUGCGGCUUCCGUCGUCAUCGUGGCACCACGGAUAUGAUCUUCGCCGCCCGCCAACUUCAGGAGAAGUUUCAGGAGAUGCGGACCCACCUGUACUCUACCUCCGUGGAGCUGAGGAAAGCCUUCGACACGGGGAAUCGUGAAGGACUGUGGAAGAUCAUGCAGAAAUUCGGCUGUCCGGAGCGAUUCACUCAGAUGGUGCGUCAGCUGCACGACGGUAUGAUGGCGCGAGUCACGGACAACGGAGCUGUCUCAGAGGCAUUCGCAGUGACCAAUGGAAUGAAGCAGGGAUGCGUACUGGCGCCUACCCUCUUCAGUCUUAUGUUCUCUGCCAUGCUGAUGGACGCCUACCGCGACGAACGCCCCGGGAUCCGCAUCGCCUACAGGACGGACGGUCACCUGCUUAAUCAACGGCGAAUGCACUUCCAAUCGCGCGUAUCCACAGCCACCGUGCACGAACUCCUCUUCGCCGACGACUGCGCCCUGAACACCACCUCGGAAGAGGAGAUGCAACGGAGCAUGGACCUGUUCUCCGCCGCCUGCGAGAACUGCGGUCUGGUCAUUAACACGCAGAAGACGGUGGUGAUGCACCAACCGCCACCCAACUCAGCCACAACCCCCAACGCGCCGCUGCAAAUCAGCGUUAACGGAACCCAACUGCAAGUGGUGGAGAACUUCCCAUACCUGGGCAGUACUCUCUCCCGCAACACCAAGAUCGACGACGAAGUCGCCAACAGGAUCUCGAAAGCCAGUCAAGCCUUCGGUCGCCUCCAAAGCACAGUUUGGAAUCGUCACGGUCUUCAGCUGAGCACGAAUCUGAAGAUGUACAAGGCCGUCAUCCUGCCGACACUGCUGUAUGGAGCGGAGACUUGGACGGUGGACGCAAAGCAGGCACGUCGUCUGAACCACUUCCACCUUAGUUGUCUUCGUCGCAUCCUGAGGCUAAAGUGGCAGGAUCGAAUCCCCGACACUGAUGUGCUGGAAAGGACGGGAACCCUCAGCAUCUACGCCAUAAUGAGGCAAAUUCAGCUGCGCUGGAGCGGCCACCUUGCGCGCAUGGACGACGAGCGACUACCCAAACGACUCUUCUACGGAGACGUCGCGACGGGUUCUCGCCGUCAAGGAGGCCCGAUUCGCCGUUACAAGGAUACCCUGAAGUCCUCCCUGAAAUGCCUGCAAAUCAAACCCACCAACUGGGAGGAGCUCGCACUCGAUCGACCGACCUGGAGGAGGACAGUGAAGACAGGCGCUGCGAUCUACGAAGCCAACCGCAUCGCUGCCGCCAAAGCGAAACGUGAAGCCCGCAAAUCACAACUUCACACAGUAAGCAACGCCGCCGCACAACCGCUUCCAACGUGUCCUCGAUGUCAGCGGACAUUCCGGGCUCGAAUCGGACUUGUUGGACAUCUUCGGGUUAACUGCGCCUCUCGAACGGCACCAACCAUCGUCCCCUUGCCUGCCUCUUCCUCCUCCUCUCUGCCGCCAACUAACCCUGACAAUUCUUCUGACCCACCACUUCCAUCAUCAUCCUCCUCCUACUUCUUCUCCUCCUCCUCCUCCUCCUCCACCUCUUCGCCCAUUGCUCCAACGGCGGCCGCUCAGGCGACUGUCCCGCGCACAGCAACCGACACUACCACCACCUCCCCCAACACCAGGGAUGAGGAUCAGGACUACACCUGCCCUCACUGCGACCGUACCUUCACCUCACACAUCGGCCUGGUCGGUCACUUGCGGAUCCAUCGCAUAGAGACUGGCGAACCAGUGCGUGAAGCACCAACCUACACCCACCGCACUCGCCUCCACUGCCCACACUGCCCUCGCACCUUCAGGCAUCGCAUGGGCCUUUUCGGCCACAUGCGCAUCCACGAGAGCGGCCUUGACCGCACUCCCUACACACCCACCACAUCCAACACAUCCACCGUGCACACCCCCACCCUCGUUCCAUUCGUCCGCGCCACCACCACCACCGCCUCAUCUGUAGCUGACACUGACACCGCCGACUUCUCAUGUCCACACUGUCCACGCACAUUCACCUCACGCAUCGGCCUGGUCGGUCACUUGCGAAUCCAUCGCACAGGGACUGGCGAACAAGUGUCUGGAGCACCCACCUAUACCCACCAAGCUCUUCUCAACUGCCCACACUGCCCUCGCACUUUCAGGCAUCGCAUGGGCUUAUUCGGCCACAUGCGCAUCCACGACGACCUGCGGUAG
Messenger RNA from Spirometra erinaceieuropaei, 2436 nucleotides. NCBI's taxonomy places the organism in Eukaryota, Metazoa, Platyhelminthes, Cestoda, Diphyllobothriidea, Diphyllobothriidae. The record is from the annotation of a GenBank genome assembly.